AUGAUACCCAAUAAUCAAGCUGCGAAAGCAUCUAUGACAGAGCGUGACUCACAGAAAGAAGCUCUAAUGAACCUAUUCGAUGAACGAUUGAACUCUCUUUUGGAAGAAGACGAAAACAAAGAAAAACGUAAUGAAGAUCGACAUGCACGAAACAAAGAUACCGAUAAUAGACCUGAUCGUAACAAAUUGGCAUAUACUGAUGCAUGCAACUUAUACUGGGACUAUGCUAUGGACAGCAGAAAUGUUUAUUUUAUGGGUAAGAUAGUUGGAGAUGCAAAUCCGAGUACAUUUCAAUUGAUUAAUGAUGGUUACGCUAAAGAUCACAAAGAGAUCUAUUAUAUGGGUGAAAAAAUUGAGUAUGCAUCUCCACAUACAUUUCAAUUACUUGGUUAUGGUUAUGCUAAAACUAGUUUUGGUGUCUAUUAUUUAAAUAAAGAAAUUUGGGGUGCAGAUGCAAAUUCAUUUCAAUCACUUGGUUUUGGCUAUGCUAAGGAUGAGGAUGAUGUCUUUUAUAUGGGUAAAAAAAUUAAAGAUGCACUUCCAUCUUCAUUCGAAUUUAUUGGCACUAGUUAUACUACCGAUUAUAGUAGUGCUUUCUGUUUGGGUAAACAUUAG
Rotaria sordida is the source of this 615-nucleotide messenger RNA. NCBI's taxonomy places the organism in Eukaryota, Metazoa, Rotifera, Eurotatoria, Philodinida, Philodinidae. The record is from the annotation of a GenBank genome assembly.